GUCUUCCCGGCGCCCAGGCUUGGGCUCAUAGGGAGAAAGGAAGCUGCGCUGCAUUCUGCGGGACGAACCCUGCUCCGCGCGAGAAUUUUUUUGAUUCCUUCUUAUUUGGAGAAAUCUCCAGCUGCUCUGAUGAUAGCCUAAGAAGACUGCAUGCUGCUUCCUCUCGAUGCCAAGCCAGACCCUCUCACAACCUCGGAUCUCAGUCCUUCAUGGAGACCUGGUCCCAGCAGGAAUGGCAGUGCAGGAAAUUGGCGCCCAGAUGGUUCUUCCAUGUGAAGUUGUCUCGGGCUCUGGGCUGACGAGAGAACACCUGGUAACCAGGUUAGCCCUCUGUCAGUCACCCAGGGCAGGGCAGCAUGGUGCGGAUUCAGAGGAGGAAGCUUUUGGCAUCUUGCCUGUGCGUCACAGCCACCGUCUUUCUGCUUGUCACACUCCAGGCCUUGGAUACCGUUGAGAAUCUAAUGAAAGUCACGGGCCCUCCCCAGGGAGUUACAGACUCCAUGCAAUGCUUCAAUGAUCAGCGGCCUUUAUCUAACACCAGGAGCAGCGAGCACAUAAAAGAGGUCAUGGUUGAGCUGGGGAAGUUUGAAAGGAAGGAGUUUAAAAGUUCCAGUUUGCAAGAUGGACAUACAAAAAUGGAGGAAGCACCUACGCAUCUUAAUUCAUUUCUUAAGAAAGAAGGAUUGACCUUCAACAGGAAAAGAAAAUGGGAAUUGGACAGCUACCCCAUUAUGCUCUGGUGGUCCCCGCUGACGGGGGAGACUGGGAGGUUAGGCCAAUGUGGAGCAGAUGCUUGUUUCUUCACCAUCAACCGGACCUACCUCCAUCAUCACAUGACCAAAGCAUUCCUCUUCUAUGGUACUGACUUUAACAUAGAUAGCUUACCUCUGCCUCGGAAAGCCCAUCAUGACUGGGCUGUUUUUCAUGAAGAGUCCCCGAAAAACAAUUAUAAGCUCUUUCAUAAACCAGUGAUCACCUUGUUCAACUACACUGCCACGUUCAGCAGGCAUUCCCACUUGCCACUAACUACCCAAUACUUGGAGAGCAUUGAAGUCCUGAAGUCACUCCGAUACCUAGUUCCUUUGCAGUCCAAAAACAAGCUUAGAAAAAGACUUGCUCCGCUGGUGUAUGUACAGUCAGACUGUGACCCACCAUCAGACAGGGACAGCUAUGUUCGCGAGCUGAUGACUUACAUCGAGGUCGAUUCCUAUGGUGAAUGUUUACGAAACAAAGACCUCCCUCAGCAGCUGAAAAAUCCAGCCUCUAUGGAUGCCGAUGGCUUUUAUAGGAUCAUUGCACAGUAUAAGUUUAUCCUAGCUUUUGAGAAUGCAGUUUGUGAUGACUACAUCACUGAGAAGUUCUGGAGGCCACUGAAACUGGGGGUAGUCCCUGUAUAUUACGGAUCCCCCAGCAUCACAGACUGGCUUCCAAGUAACAAAAGUGCUAUUCUUGUAUCAGAAUUUUCUCACCCCAGGGAACUGGCAAGUUACAUCAGACGACUGGAUUCUGAUGACAGAUUGUAUGAGGCCUAUGUAGAAUGGAAGCUGAAGGGUGAGAUCUCUAACCAGCGACUUCUGACAGCUCUCAGGGAACGGAAAUGGGGAGUGCAAGACGUCAACCAGGACAAUUACAUCGAUGCAUUUGAGUGUAUGGUGUGCACCAAGGUGUGGGCUAAUAUCAGGCUUCAGGAAAAGGGCUUACCACCCAAAAGAUGGGAGGCAGAAGAUACCCACCUGAGUUGCCCAGAGCCCACAGUGUUUGCUUUCUCACCACUCCGGACUCCACCUUUGAGCUCUUUGCGAGAGAUGUGGAUUUCCAGCUUUGAACAAUCCAAGAAAGAAGCCCAGGCACUAAGCUUAUUGGUAUUUGGCAAACCUGGUAUCCUGCAGCCGAGCAUGAACAUGAAAUACAUUAGAACUUGGCAAUGAGAGAUCCCAUCUGUUGGUUUCCAGGGAUGUAAGUGAGUAAUAAAAGCUGUUUCAAGUUUAUCCACUAUCCACUCUUCAAGUGAAAAGAACUUAUGUGUGUCUACCUUCUUCUCCAUACCCUGAGCCACCUCUCUCACUUUCUUUAGUUGUGCCUUGCCCUAUCGCCUCCCAUUUUCCCUUCAAAGUAGAAUGUCUUGUAAAGACACAGUAACUCCUGUGUGUUUUGAUUAGUGAGAUGUUACCACUUACCCCUUCUGCUGCGCAGAAUAAUAUUAAGAAUUGCUAUGCUUAUGAUUCAGGCUGGACAGCCUGGACAUUUUGAGCAGCGCGAGAGUAGAAGUGAAUACCCCCAGGAACUCCAAUUGUGCUGAAGCUGAUUUGUCUGUUCGUAGGAUGAUGUGCAGCCUGUCACAGUGGCAGCCACAGGCAUUCAGUUUGUGGGCAUUUCCUGUCAUUUCGGAUCCUGCUAUAGGGAAGGUUCAGCUCUCCUGUCUGGGGCAUCUACUGGAGCACCUCAGAAGACAAGGAGGAAAACACUGGCUCAUGUUUUCUUUCCAUGUGAGGGAGGGGAGGUUUCUAGAUGAUACUAAAAGCCUGUUGCCACUGUUGUGUCAUGAUUUCCAUUCUUCAUCAUGGAAAGCCACAAGCCUCAGAAGGCAGCCAGAGGACAGGAAGAGUCUGUGAUGCUCAUGUCUGUGUCAUGGCAUGAGGGGGAAUUGACGAGUGCUUGCUUAGCAUCAGCUCUCAUUGUAUUGAAGGCUGUGCCCUUGGUGUGCUUAGCAGUGAGCAGCGUCUUCAUUAGGUAGCUCUGGCUGGGCUUUGUCAGCCAGCGUGUGAGAAAGGAGAACCAAAACCAAUACCUCCUUAUAGAAGCCAGAAGGAUCACAUUGGAUGAGAGAAGGUGUCUAUAACUGGGUUCUUCCCAAUCCCAGCUCUUUCAUUAACUAAAUAUGAUCUUGGACAUAUCUCUUAACCUCCAUCGGCCUUAGUUUUUGCAUCCAAAAAGAAGUGAUUGGGCUGGUCUUGGAAGGUUUUUUUCUUUUUUUUCCCCUGUGUAACAUUCUUCAUUGUUCAUCAACAUUUAAGAAAUUUAAUUUUGUAGAUGUUUUUACUAAAGAGGGUAACAAACUAUUUUGGAACUGCUGUAUGUUAUUCAAGGGAAGCACGCUGUUUGGAGGAAGGAGCAUACUUAAUGGGUAGUAUUGAGGAUGAAAGGGAAUUUCUCUCUCUGCCAUUUUAUUUGAUAAUAUUAAAGAAAUAAAGACUGGAAAGGGGGAUUCCUUGUUAAAGGUCAGAUUUUAAAUUGCAUAUAAAAUGAAGUGAGUUGUGUUUUUUUGAACCCUCAAAAGAAAGCCUGAGAGGUGAUUUAUGCCUCUGGCAAGGUAUUAUCAUGAUAACUUCAGUUCUUCUCCAUAAAUGCCUUCAGCAAAUACCCAGUGCUUAUGUGCUGUGUGUAUGUCUUAAACCUUAACUUUCAUGAAAUCUCAUUCCAUCUUAGUUCUUCAUCAAGUCCAUAGAUAAAAUCCUCUCUAAGCGUUUCUGAAGUAUGUAUCCCUGAACAAAUUUAGUGAAAUAAAAUCAUUAAUCUGUGUUGAUCCCAUUUUGCCAUACCUUUCACUUUACCUCACUGUCUCCUUUUGUGAAAUAUUUUAAGAAAGCAACGUCCCUCACAGGACUGUUUUGAGGAAUGCCUCAUGGCUGUGAAGGAGUUUGUACAAUGCAACAUUUUGCUUAGCCCUUCAGUACAUUUUACUUGGAUUGUUUUCAAGAACUUUAUUUUUUUUGAGAAGAAGUCUUGCUCUAUCACCUAGGCUGGAGUGCAGUGGUGCGAUCUCAGCUCACUGCAACCUCCACCUCCUGGGUUCAAGCGAUUCUUCUGCCUCAGCCUCCCAAGUAGCUGGGAUUACAGGCACCUGCCACCAGGCCUGGACAAUUUUUUUUUUUUUUUUUUUUUUUUUUUUUUUUUUUUAGUAAAGAUGGGGUUUCAGCAUAUUGGCCAGGCUGGUCUUGAAUUCCUGCCCUUAAGUGACCCACCCACCUCGGCCUCCUAAAGUGCUGGGAUUAUAGGCCUGAGCCACUGCGCCUGGCCAUUCAAUGACUAAUUUUUAAAAGCAAUAUUACAAAGUGGUCAGAAGCCUUUUCAGAAAUGUUGGAGAAAAUGAUCACUAAUGCUAGUUAAUAGUCUUCGCCUAAAAAUGAAUGCAACUUUUACCCUUGAUCAUAUAGCAAAUAUAUUUUGGAACCUGAAUGCUGAAUGGCUUCUUUGUUGCUGUUAAGGACUAGAUUCUAGUAACCAGAAUAUCAGUUGGGGUCAUUAUCAUUGUUAGUAAUAGAUUGGAAACAUAUAGUGUUCUAUGCAUUACUCAGAAAUAAGAGACAUAAGCAAAAAUGAACAUCAUUCCUUCAGCCACACAUUGUAUAUUACACAUAGAAGAACCUGCUCAAUAUCUAUAAAAGACUGUAUGAAUUCAAGCACAGUGCCGACCUGCCCAGUAAAAUGCCCAGUAAAAUGUGCAUUAAAAAAGUCAUUAAUAGGACAUAAGUCCUGCUAAAGAUGGCAAUUCAUUAGGACCUCAGGCUGCUGUAACAGAAUACGAUAGACUGGGUGGCUUAUAAGAAACAGAAGUUUAUUGCUCACAGUUCUGGAGCAAAAUAUAAAUUAUGGAAAUUUUCUUUAGGAAAUUUCUUUCUUUUAAUUUUUAUUGUUAAUGGUAAUAUCUUUACUGUGUAAUUCUAAUAUCAGCAUAUAUCUUGUUGUCUUUGAUUACAGACAUAAAAAUGCUUGAAAAACUCAAAGGGGAUAUAGAAUGAUGACUCUAAGAAAUAAUCUAGUUUUAGUUGCUACUCUGCAACAUACUGUCUUUAUUAUCUUGGUCAAGUUAUAUGGCCUUUCUAAGAUUCAGCUUGCUCAUCUGUAAAAUGGAUGUUAUAAUAUCCAACCUCCUUGUGAGGUUAUUGUGAUGAGCUAGUGUUCACUUUGCUCAAUAGAUGCUUGUUGUAGUGGUUACAGCUAUCUGUGGUCAUUACCCUUUGUGUUUGAAGAGCUUGACUGAGAUUUGUCCAGAAAAAGGGAAUCGUUGAUGAUAGUACCUGGGGUGGUACACAUUUAUUGUGUUACAAAAUAGGCAUUGUACUAGGCGCCAUUGCUGAUAGGAAUAAGACACAGGAGAGAGAGGUGUGAAGGGUUUUGAGUAGGGCUUUUUGAUAUUAUGAUGGUAUUAAAACCAAGGACUGAGGAAUGCUUAAAUUAUUCUCUGACUCUUCCCACCCUCCAUGGGAUUUCUGGUGGAGUCUUGCACAAAGCUCUCAAUAGGAUAAUCAGACUCAAACAGCCUCUUUAUAGUAGCUUUGCAAACCACAUAAAUGCAGUACACUGAUUGAUUGUAUAAGCUGGAUCUGAGCAUAUUAUUUAGAUUUGAAGUGUAACUAGGAGAGGAUCUUUUACUGCCUUUCCAUUUCCCAAUUCUGAAUCUUGGGACUAGUCUAUUCAAUGUGCUUGCAAUAAGAAAGAGGAGAGAAAAAUGCCUAGAUCUGUAGGUCUUGACCCUGCUUGCUCAUACUGAAGAUCAACUGAAGAAGGAGAAGAAGAGGAGCCUGAGCAGCCUUUCUCCUAGGAGACAAGCCCUCUCUUGCUGUCCAUGUGAUAUGGAUGCAAGAAUAUGGAGUACAAUGCAUGGGAGCUUACUUUUAAGUCAUAUUAACCUUUUUCACUAGUAAAAUGUGGCCUCAUCUAUAUCCUGGGAUUAAACCAAUUAAUUUAGCAACACCAUUGGUGCUGGUAGUAGGCCCAAUUAAGGAGAUCGGCAAGGGAUAGAGGUGUUUGAGGAGAAGUGACUCUUUAGGAUUAUUGUCCUCUCGAGUCAUUGGACUUAACAGCCAAGCCUCUGGUCAGUCAGAGGUGUGGCUGUAUCCCAAAGAGGAUAUGACCAGUCAUGACCAGCAGAUACCUUCUUUUAUCUUCCUGAGGCUUCUUCUCUGCUAUAUACCCUUGCCCCUUUGUAUCCUCCUGGAACAGUGACAUGAGCAGUUAAAUUACUGUCUCUAAGCCUCUGAAAUGAGUCAGAACUGGAAUUGAUUAAUGCCUCCAAGGGCAUUUUGAGCAUUAGGUCAAAAAUUUAUUGUUUAUUUUAUUUCCCAUGCAAACCAUAACCACAUCAUCCAACCCAGCUUACCAGAGAAGAUGAUUCAACUAGCCCAAAUAGGCCAUUAUGAAUAUUUGAAAAUUUAAGCUUCUAAAUUAAAAAAAACUGAUUAUGAAAGUAAUUAUAUUUAAAAACCAUUACUGUAUGUAGGGGGUAAUAUUAAUGCUUUUGGGUCAGGAUAUUAUCCCAAGAACUUUUGGAAUGAAUGUAACGUAAGUUGCUUCUUAUAUAAAUGGAGUAAAUUCAUCUGAUGAGUCCACUCAUGGGGAAAAAAAAAAGCCAGUUUUACAUAAGAAUGCCCUUAGUGAAGCAAUAAAAAUGAUGAAUUUUAUUAAAUCUUGACCUUUAAGUGCAUGUCUUUUAUUUAUUUAUUUAUUUGCCAAGACCAGCUUGUUUGGGGAGACCCUAACCCAGCAGCACUAGAGGAAUUAAAGACACACACACAGAAAUAUAGAGGUGUGAAGUGGGGAAAUCAGGGGUCUCACAGCCUUCAGAGCUGAGAGCCCCAAACAGAGAUUUACCCACGUAUUUAUUAACAGCAAGCCAGUCAUUAGCAUUGUUUCUAUAGAUAUUAAAUUAACUAAAAGUAUUCCUUACGGGAAACGAAGGGAUGGGCCGAAUUAAAGGAAUAGGUUGGGGUAGUUAACUGCAGCAGGAGCAUGUCCUUAAGGCACAGAUCGCUCAUGCUAUUGUUUGUGGCUUAAGAAUGCCUUUAAGCGGUUUUCUGCCCUGGGCGGACCAGGUGUUCCUUGCCAUCAUUCCGGUAAGCCCACCACCUUCCAGCGUGGGCGUUAUGGCCAUCAUGAACAUGUCACAGUGCUGCAGAGAUUUUGUUUAUGGCCAGUUUUGCGGCCAGUUUAUGUCCAGAUUUUGGGGGACUUGUUCCCAACAUUUAUUUAUUUAUUUUUAUUUUUUGGUAGAGACAGGGCUUCUCCUUGUUGGCCAGGCUGGUCUCGACCUCCUGACCUCAGGUGAUCCACCCACCUUGGCCUCCCAAAGUACUAGGAUUACAGGCAUGAGCCACCAUGUUCGGCCAGUGCAUGUCUUUUUAAUAUUCUGUGUGACAAAAAUAAGAGUAAAAUACCUGUGCUACACAUCAUAGUAUAACAGGAGUCUCACAGUGCUUGUGUGAUUGAGUUGUGAGCUGAACUUGCUGCUUUUUCCAUGGAAUACUAUUUUUACUUAAAAAAAUCUGACAAACUAUGCUUACUCUGUCUUGUGUUUUUGUCAACAAUUUUUGUGAAAACAAAGUGAGCCUGUCACUUUAAGAGACAGAAUUUGUUGCCAAUGAUAAAAAUCUCAGCUUUCAAGCGAAAAGUGAAAUUUUGGAAAACGAAUAUCCACCACAUUGAGCUUGACAACUUUGCAAUACUUAAAAGACUUUCCUGAGGAGAUUGGUGGUAAUAUUAACAAAUGUUACUGUUGACACUGAAUAAAUGCAGAAAUAAUGACAUGGAAUAAUGUUUUUAGUUUGUUUAUCAUUUGUUUUUAUAAUUCUAAAGAAGGAAGUGUUAAGUACUGGAGACAGCAAUUUUUACAAGUUAAAUACUUUUUUUUUUUAGUUGAAAAGUUCUACAAGUGAAGUUUCUUUAAUAUACUUUGAGUUCUAGGGUACAUGUACACAACGUGCAGGUUUGAUACAUAGGUAUACAUGUGCCAUGUUGGUUUGCUGCACGCAUCAACUCAUCAUUUACACUAGAUAUUUCUCCUAAUGCUAUCCCUCCCACAGCCUCCCAUCCCCGACAGGCCCUGGUGUGUGAUGUUCCCUGCCCUAUGUCUAAGUGAUCUCAUUGUUCAAUUCCCACCUAUGGGUGAGAACAUGCAGUGUUUGGUUUUCUGUCCUUGUGAUAGUUUGCUGAGAACGAUGGUUUCCAGCUUUGUCCAUGUCCCUGCAAAGGACAUGAACUCAUCCUUUUUUAUGGCUGCAUAGUAUUCCAUGGUGUAUACGGUGCCACAGUUUCUUAAUCCAGUCUAUCAUUGAUGGACAUUUGGGUUGGUUCCAAGUCUUUGCUAUUGUGAAUAGUGCCACAAUAAACAUACAUGUGCCUGUGUCUUUAUAGCAGCAUGAUUUAUAAUCCUUUGGGUGUAUACCCAGUAAUGGGAUGGCUGGGUCAAAUGGCAAUUCUAGUUCUGGAUCCUUGAGGAAUUGCCACACUGUCUUCCACAAUGGUUGAACUAAUUUACACUCCCACCAACAGUGUAAAAGCAUUCCUAUUUCUCCACAUCCUCUUCAGCAUCUGUUGUUUCCUGACUUUUUAAUGAUCGCCAUUCUAACUGGCAUGAGAUGGUAUCUCAUUGUGGUUUUGAUUUGCAUUUCUCUGAUGACCAGUGAUGAUGAGCAUUUUUUCAUGUGUCUGUUGGCUGCAUAGAUGUCUUCUUUUGAGAAGUGUCUGUUCAUAUCCUUUGUCCACUUUUUGAUGGGGUUGUUUUUUUCUUGUAAAUUUGUUUGAGUUCUUUAUAGAUUCUGGAUAUUCGCCCUUUGUCAGAAGGGUAGAUUGCAAAAAUUUUCUCCCAUUCUGUAGGUUGCCUGUUCACUCUAAUGGUAGUUUCUUUUGCCAUGCAGAAGCUCUUUAGUUUAAUUAGAUUCCAUUUGUCUAUUUUGGCUUUUGUUGCCAUUGCUUUUAGCGUUUUAGUCAUGAAGUCCUUGCCCAUGCGUAUGUCCUGAAUGGUAUUGCCUAGGUUUUUUUCUAGGGUUUUUAUGGUUUUAGGUCUAACAUUUAAGUCUUCAAUCCAUCUUGAAUUAAUUUUUGUAUAAGGUGUAAGGAAGGGAUCCAGUUUCAGCUUUCUACAUAUAGCUAGCCAGUUUUCCCAGCACCAUUUAUUAAAUAGGAAAUCCUUUCCCCAUUUCUUGUUUUUGUCAGGUUUGUCAAAGAUCAGGUGAUUGUAGAUGUGUGGUGUUAUUUCUGAGGCCUCUGUUCUGUUCCAUUGGUCUAUAUAUCUGUUUUGGUACCAGUACCAUGCUGUUUGGUUACUAUAGCCUUGUAGUAUAGUUUGAAGUCAGGUAGCAUGAUGCCUCCAGCUUUGUUCUUUUGGCUUAAGAUUGUCUUGGCAAUGUGGGCUCUUUUUUGGUUCCAUAUGAAAUUUAAAGUCGGUUUUUCCAAUUCUGUGAAGAAAGUCAUUGGUAGCUUGAUGGGGAUGGCAUUGAAUCUAUAAAUUACUUUGGGUGGCCAUUUUCACGCUAUUGAUUCUUCCUAUCCAUGAGCAUGGAAUAUUCUUCCAUUCGUUUGUGUCCUCUUUUAUUUCAUUGAGCAGUGGUUUGUAGUUCUCCUUGAAGAGGUCCUUCACAUCCCUUUUAAGUUGGAUUCCUAGGUAUUUUAGUCUCUUUGUAGCAAUUGUGAAUGGGAGUUCACUCAUGAUUUGUCUGUCUGUUAAUGGUGUGUAGGAAUGCUUGUGAUUUUUGCACAUUGAUUUUGUAUCCUGAGACUUUGCUGAAGUUGCUUAUGAGCUUAAGGAGAUUUUGGGCUGAGACGAUAGGGUUUUCUAAAUAUACAAUCAUGUCAUCUGCAAACAGGGAAAAUUUGACUUCCUCAUUUCCUAAUUGAAUACCCUUUAUUUCUUUCUCUUGCCCGAUUGCCCUGGCCAGAACUUCCAACAGUAUAUUGAAUAGGAAUGGUGAGAGAGGGCAUCCUUGUCUUGUGCCCAUUUUCAAAGGGAAUGCUUCCAGUUUUUGCCCAUUCAGUAUGAUAUUGGCUGUGGGUUUGUUAUAAAUAGCUCUUAUUAUUUUGAGAUACAUUCCAUCAAUACCUAGUUUAUUGAGAGUUUUUAGCAUGAAGGGCUGUUGAAUUUUGUCAAAGGCCUUUUCUGCAUCUAUUGCAAUAAUCAUGUGGUUUUUUGUCGUUGGUUCUAUUUAUGUGAUGGAUUAUGUUUAUUGAUUUGUGUAUGUUGAACCAGCCUAGCAUCCCAGGGAUGAAGCCAACUUGAUCAUGGUGGAUAAGCUUUUUGAUAUGCUGCUGGAUUCGGUUUGCCAGUGUUUUAUUGAGGAUUUUCGCAUCAGUGUUCAUCAGGGAUAUUGGUCCAAAAUUUUCUUUUUUUGUUGUGUCUCUGCCAGGCUUUGGUAUCAGGAUGAUGUUAGCCUCAUAAAAUGAGUUAGGGAGGAUUCCCUCUUUUUCUAUUGAUUGGAAUAGUUUCAGAAGGAAUGGUACUAGCUCCUCCUUGUACCUCUGGUAGAAUUCGGCUGUGAAUCCAUCUGGUCCUGGACUUUUUUUGGUUGGUAAGCUAUUAAUUAUUGCCUCAAUUUCAGAGUCUGUUAAUGGUCUAUUCAGAGAUUCAGCUUCUUCCUGGUUUAGUCUUGGGAGGGUGUAUGUGUCCAGGAAUUUAUCCAUUUCUUCUAGAUUUUCUAGUUUAUUUGCAUAGAGGUGUUUAUAGUAUUCUCUGAUGGUAGUUGGUAUUUCUGUGGGAUCGGUGGUGAUAUCCCCUUUAUCAUUUUUUAUUGCGUCUAUUUGAUUCUUCUCUCUUUUCUUCUUUAUUAGUCUUGCUAGCAGUCUAUCAAUUUUGUUGAUCUUUUCAAAAAACCGGCUUCUGAAUUCAUUGAUUUUUUGAAGGGUUUUUUGUGUCUCUAUCUUCUUCAGUUCUGCUCUGAUCUUAGUUGUUUCUUGCCUUCUGCUAGUUUUUGAAUUUGUUUGCUCUUGCUUCUCUAGUUGUUUUAAUUGUGAUGUUAGGGUGUCGAUUUUAGAUCUUUCCUGCUUUCUCUAGUGGGCAUUUAGUGAUAUAAAUUUCCCUCUACACACUGCUUUAAAUGUGUCCCAGAGAUUCUGGUACGUUGUGUCUUUGUUCUCAUUGGUUUCCAAGAACAUCUUUAUGUCUCCCUUCAUUUUGUUAUUUAACCAGUAGUCAUUCAGGAGCAGAUUGUUCAGUUUCCAUGUAGUUGUGCGGUUUUGAGUGAGUUUCUUAAUCCUGAGUUCUAAUUUGAUUGCACUGUGGUCUGAGAGACAGUUUGUUGUGAUUUCUGUUCUUUUACAUUUGCUGAGGAGCUUUACUUCCAAUUAUGUGGUCAGUUUUAGAAUAAGCAUGAUGUGGUGCUGAGAAGAAUGUAUAUUCUGUUGAUUUGGGGUGGAGAUUUCUGUUGAUGUCUAUUAGGUCUGCUUGGUGCAGAGCUGAAUUCAAGUCCUGGAUAUCCUUGUUAACCUUCUGUCUCAUUGAUCUGUCUAAUAUUGAGAGUGGGGUGUUACACUCUCCCAUUAUUAUUGUGUGGGAGUCUAAGUCUCUUCGUAGGUCUCUAAGGACUUGCUUUAUGAAUCUGGGUGCUCCUGUAUGGGGUGCAUAUAUAUUUAGGAUAGUCAGCUCUUCUUGUUGAAUUGAUCCCUUUACCAUUAUGUAAUGGCCUUUUUUGUCUCUUUUGAUCUCUGUUGGUUUAAAGUCUGUUUUAUCAGAGACUAGGAUUGCAACCCCUGGUUUUUUUUUUUGCUUUCCAUUUGCUUGAUAGAUCUUCUUCCAUCCCUUUAUUUUGAGUCCAUGUGCAUCUUUGCACGUGAGACGGGUCUCCUGAAUACAGCACACUGAUGGGUCUUGACUCUAUCCAAUUUGCCAGUCUGUGUCUUUUAAUGGGGGCAUUUAGCCCAUUUAUAUUUAAGGUUAAUAUUGUUAUGUUUAAAUUUGAUCUUGUCAUUAUGAUGUUCGCUGGUUAUUUUGCCUGUUAAUUGAUACAGUUUCUUCAUAGCAUUGGUGGUCUUUACAAUUUGGCCUUUUUUUUCCCGUGGCUUGUACGGGUUGUUUCUUUCCAUGUUUAGUGCUUCCUUCAGGCGCUCUUGUAAGGCAGGCCUGGUGGUGACAAAAUCUCUCAGCAUUUGCUUGUCUGUAAAGGACUUUAUUUAUCCUUCACUUAUGAAGCUUAGUUUGGCUGGAUAUGAAAUUCUGGGUUGAAAAUUCUUUUCUUUAAGAAUGUUGAAUAUUGGCCCAUACUCUCUUCUGGCUUGUAGGGUUUCUGCCGAUAGAUCUGCUGUUAGUCUGAUGGGCUUCCCUUUGUGCAUAACUCAACCUUUCUCUCUAGCUGCCCUUAACACUUUUUCCUUCAUUUCAAGUUUGGUGAAUCUGACAAUUACGUGUCUUGGGACUGCUCUUAAGUGAAGAUUUUAAAAAUCAUUUUUUUUUAAAUUUGAAAAUUGGAAUAAGAUAAAAGAUAACCACAGCUAUCGAUCAAUGAGUGAAAAGAAGUCUUGGUUUUUCAAUUGGGAAACACGGAAAAAAAUGUAUUCAGGAACAUGAAAAAUGCCUUAAAAACCUAUCAAGGAAAUUAUGAUUAUUUUGCAUUACUCAGAAUAUUAAACUGCCUGAAAUUUGUUAACGUAUUCUAUAUAUUUUUAUUGAGCAUUUACUAUGUGCCAGGAAUUAUUUUGGGCAAAUGGGAUAUAGCAAUGAAUGGAAGUCACAAAAUUGCUGCCACCACAGGGCUUACAUUCUAAUUCUAGUGUGGAAUUAUAACAGAAAUGCUUUAGCAAAAUGUAAACCACUUCAAGGAAGCUUUUAUUUCUCUGUUUUGUGGACGCCUCAUAUGAUAGAAUUUACCUCGUGAAUCUCUGUCACUCUAUUUGAAACAUGAAAUGUGAUACAAGUGGAUUGUAUUUAUAGAGUAUAUUAAAUGGGCUAUAUUAUUAAUGAGAUGUGUUAAAAGUACUAAAAGUUCACAUUUGAAGUGAGCUGGCAAGUCCAGAAUAAGUCCUUUUAAUUUUUAUACCAGUGUUUAUUCCUGUUCCCCGGGAGAGGAGGCAUUUUUUUCUGUCAACACUGGGCGAUUUAAGAACUGACUUGGGGGAUGAAAAUAACUAUGGUGAGUCCACAGGGGCAAACAGUUCUGCUCCAGCCAAUCCACAUCUGUUCACCUUAAGUAGAGAGGCUGGGGUGAGUCAAUAUUUACUCAGCCUCAGUGCCUCAGAAAAGGUGAUGAAUUUUAUCUUAUGAGCUGCUUUCAGUCAUCAUGUAUAUAGUUCACACACCAUUAAUAAGAAGACUCAUUCACCAUGGAAAUAAUCUGCUAGUCUGAGAGAAUGUUGGUCCCUAAGACAAGCAUCUUGAAGUAUCAAAGUUUCAUCACAGAUGUUUACUACUUCCUGUUUCUGUGGUCUAAAAUUCACCUCAAAUGUGUAGUUAACCUGUAAGUGAUGAACCACUUCCAUCACUUCCGCAAUAAAAUUAAAACGUGUCUGCUGGGGCACCCCCUCCCCA
This is a messenger RNA of Homo sapiens (human), 13228 nucleotides long. RefSeq names its product protein O-fucosyltransferase 3 (gene POFUT3). Gene Ontology annotation, cellular component: Golgi membrane; Golgi apparatus; membrane. The transcript has 7 exons. Gene Ontology annotation, molecular function: peptide-O-fucosyltransferase activity; fucosyltransferase activity; alpha-(1->3)-fucosyltransferase activity. Bases 357 to 1928 code for a protein of 523 amino acids. Gene Ontology annotation, biological process: neuronal stem cell division; positive regulation of protein secretion; glycoprotein biosynthetic process. The record is from RefSeq and is a predicted model, not a curated record. Lineage: Eukaryota; Metazoa; Chordata; Mammalia; Primates; Hominidae.